Messenger RNA from Zygosaccharomyces rouxii, 297 nucleotides. RefSeq names its product Mak31p (gene MAK31). NCBI's taxonomy places the organism in Eukaryota, Fungi, Ascomycota, Saccharomycetes, Saccharomycetales, Saccharomycetaceae. Bases 1 to 297 code for a protein of 98 amino acids. Gene Ontology annotation, cellular component: NatC complex. The record is from RefSeq and is a predicted model, not a curated record. The transcript has a single exon.
AUGAGCAAAGAUCUCAGCCAAGUCUCCAUGGAGGGUUUAAAACUACCAGAUUUUGUCGGCUGUACGCUUUACGUUAAUUUACAUAACAAUAGAAUACUAAAAGGCUCACUAAUGGCCCUUGACGCUCAAUUGAACUUACUGCUUGAUCAUGUGCAAGAGCGUGCAGGUGAUGGUAAUCGAAGGACUUUGGGUCUGGUGAGCGUUCCAAGGAAGACUAUCCAAGCUAUCAAAGUACCACAAGCUGAACUAAAUCAAUUGGUUCAAUUCAAGCGAAAUUUAUUGAAAAAUGUGGUCUGA